Onthophagus taurus is the source of this 694-nucleotide messenger RNA. RefSeq names its product DNA mismatch repair protein Mlh3. Gene Ontology annotation, cellular component: mismatch repair complex. Gene Ontology annotation, biological process: mismatch repair. Gene Ontology annotation, molecular function: ATP hydrolysis activity; mismatched DNA binding; ATP-dependent DNA damage sensor activity. The record is from RefSeq and is a predicted model, not a curated record. NCBI's taxonomy places the organism in Eukaryota, Metazoa, Arthropoda, Insecta, Coleoptera, Scarabaeidae.
AUGAUCCCCAUUCAUUUUGAUAAAAAACUUUUUAAUACAUCAAAAAUUAUUGGACAAUUAGAUCGAAAAUUUAUUGUUGUUGUUUCAAAAAAUCAAUUAUUAUUGUUUGAUCAACAUGCAGUUCAUGAAAGAGUUCGUUUAGAAGGUUUAUAUCAAGAAUAUAUGACAAAAAGCAAUACGAAAUAUCCUAAAUUUAAAUCGAUACGUAUCAAUAAACUCAUCAAAAUGAAUUUCGACGAAGAAAAAUUGGCAAUUUUAACAACAUAUAAAAAUUUAUUUUCCGAAAUUGGUUUUGAAUAUGAAACUUUUUCAUCGCACAUUUUAAUCAAGAAAAUUCCCGAAUGUUUGCACAGAAAAAACGUGGAAGAUCAAUGCGACGAUUUUUUUUGUAAAUUCCUUGAGUCGGUGUUAACCGAAGAAAUGACAAUUUUAAAAGAAACUGGAGGUAUUCGAUCGAAUAUUCCACGGUUACUACAACACGUUAUGAGCACAGAAGCUUGUAGAGGUGCGAUCAAAUUUGGCCGACAACUUACACAGGUGGAAAGUGAAAAAUACAUGAAAAUGUUAUCAAAAUGCCAAUUACCGUUUCAAUGUGCUCAUGGAAGACCCACAUUAUAUCCUAUUUUAGUUUUAAGUCCUUUAGUUAAUGAAAAUAAGAAAAUUAAUUUCAAAAAAAUUUAAAUUUAUUAUAAGA